UCAAUGUUUGCUGCAUGUGUAAUAUUUUGUACUUUUCUACAAGAGAUAUACAAGUGCUAUCAUUAAUCAUGCAUGCUUUAGAGGUCAAUAAUGUAUUUGAAUAAAACUCCUGCAAUGAGAGGUUUUGUUUUUAGGUAUAGAAAAUCAUGGGGCAAGUUUUUAAGCAAGUCCAAAAAGAAAUUCUCUACUUCAUAUAAAAGCCACGCGUAUGUGGUUCCAAUCCAUUUGCAUCUGGUACUUCUACCUCUGAUAUCAAUCCCAUUUCGUUUCUGCUCUCUUGAAGUCCUACAAUGGACAACGCACUAGCAGUCACAGGGUUCAGAGCAGUAAGUUUCCUUACAUCUUACAGCGCAGGAAGAAUGACGAAUUCAACAAAUCUAAUCCAAUGUCCUAGGCCUUCUGCCCAAGGACAAACCCUUGCUCUUCAUGCCUCUGGCACAUCUUCUUCCAGGAGCUUUCCAAGCCACCGAAGAGGUCCAUGUUCUAAGUCAAGAAACAGCACCCUCUUUCUUAUACAGUGCUCCUCGAAACCAAGCAUUGACAGCAACAGUGCAACAAAUAAGAAUCCUGCCAUUGAACUGGAUUCAAAUUCCAAGUCUCAAAGUUUGGCAACUCCCACGCCAAAUCAAGCACUCCCAUCUACCUGUUCUAAUGGUCUGGUGCUCGACUUGGGCCCAAAAAACUCCUGGGAUAGUGCAGAAAUCGGCUCACCAGUUGUGAAAAGAUUCAUUGGAGAUAAUGAGGAUAGGUGGUAUAUGUGGUAUCAUGGAAGAUCUGACGCUGAGAACACUUCCGAUUCUGUUGGGUUAGCAGUUUCAAGCAAUGGAAUCCAUUGGGCAAGAGGAGCAGACCAUGUUAGAUCGUGUGGGGACGUGGGAUCGGUGAUGAACUGCAGCCAUAAUUGGUGGGCUUUUGACACAGAGGGCAUCAGGCCUUCUGAGAUGGUUAUUAUGUCCAGCCCAAUGUACAGUGCCGUUUACUGGCUUUAUUACACAGGAUAUAGUUCUGAAGAAGUCAAGUUGUCAGGAGACCCAAACAUUAUUUUACAGAACCCAGAAAGAGUUCACAGUAGAGAUGAGAAAGAUGAUUGCCAUAGCAUUGGAAAAAUUAUCAAGUCUCUACCAGGCCUGGCAUGCAGCCAAGAUGGCAGGCACUGGGCCAGAAUCGAAGGGGAUGAUCAUAGUGGAGCCUUGUUUGACGUGGGGUCAGACAAGGAGUGGGAUUCAUUGUUUAUUGCUGCACCACAGGUGGUGGUGCAUAGCAACGAUGAUCUCAGAAUGUAUUAUCAUUCAUUUGAUGCAGAAAAGGGGCAGUUUGCUAUUGGACUUGCAAGAUCUAGAGAUGGGAUCAGAUGGGUGAAGCUGGGAAAGAUCAUGGGAGGAGGAUCAAGCGGUUCUUUUGAUGAACUUGGGGUGAAGAAUGCAUGCGUGGUGAGAAACCGCAAAGAUGGAAACUACUUGAUGGCAUAUGAGGGUGUUUCUGCAAAUGGGGAGAGAAGCAUUGGGUUGGCAGUCUCUCCAGAUGGGCUGAAGAAGUGGGAGAGGUUUCAAGAAGAUUCUAUUAUUAAGCCCUCGGAAAAAGAUGGAUGGGAUAAUAAAGGAGUUGGUUCUCCAUGUCUCAUUCUGAUGGAGGACAAUGCAGAUAAAUGGAGAUUGUAUUAUGUAGGUGUUGGGCAUGGAGGAAAGACAGGGAUUGGAAUGGCAGUUUCAGAGGGCAGCAACGUUGGAAAUUUCAGGAGACGGGUGGGAUCUCAUCAAUUGUAAGAUAAAAUGUAUAGCAUUGGUGUAUGUCAAUAUACCUCAAUAUGCAUUCAAUCAAACUAUAUAUUUUCACUCUA
Molecule: messenger RNA, 1837 nt
Organism: Carya illinoinensis
Lineage: Eukaryota; Viridiplantae; Streptophyta; Magnoliopsida; Fagales; Juglandaceae
Exons: 1
Coding region: 291-1763 (490 amino acids)
Source: RefSeq, a predicted model, not a curated record